Molecule: messenger RNA, 222 nt
Organism: Penicillium maclennaniae
Lineage: Eukaryota; Fungi; Ascomycota; Eurotiomycetes; Eurotiales; Aspergillaceae
Product: ATP synthase subunit epsilon family protein
Exons: 3
Coding region: 1-222 (73 amino acids)
Biological process (GO): proton motive force-driven mitochondrial ATP synthesis
Cellular component (GO): mitochondrial inner membrane
Molecular function (GO): proton-transporting ATP synthase activity, rotational mechanism
Source: RefSeq, a predicted model, not a curated record
AUGACUGCUGCCUGGAAAGCCGCCGGUUUGACCUACAACCGCUACCUGGCCAUCGCCGCCCGUACCGUGCGCCGGUCCCUCAAGGAGACUCCCCGCCUGAACGCCGAGCGCCGCGGUGUGAUGGACCUUCGUUUCGCCAAGUGGAAUAACGGCAAGCAGGGUGAGGUCCAGUCCCUCGCCAAGGCUAACAACGCCGCCAUUGCUGCCCAGGCCGAGAAAUAG